Messenger RNA from Oncorhynchus masou masou (cherry salmon), 3046 nucleotides. RefSeq lists its product as uncharacterized. NCBI's taxonomy places the organism in Eukaryota, Metazoa, Chordata, Actinopteri, Salmoniformes, Salmonidae. The record is from RefSeq and is a predicted model, not a curated record. Bases 1245 to 2471 code for a protein of 408 amino acids. The transcript has 6 exons.
GGAGCUGCAGUGUGUAUUGGCCACUCUGCGGUGCUUCAGAAUGGCGGAGGGGGGCGGCGGGUGCAGUGGAUACGCGAUGCUGAACGGGGACCGCGGGGGAUGGACCGACUAAUCACCCCGCCGCUCAUUCUGUCAGCAUCAGGACCACAGCCAGACAGAUUUGGAUUUAAAAUUCUACCUUCAGGAAAUAUUAGACUGCAAUAAACUUCACCACUACGAGAUGGAGAUAUAAGAGGACAUAUAUGGAACUCCUUAUCUUUUUAGGCAAAUUUAUGAAAUUGUUGAAUCUAUCUUGAAGACUCGUGUUUCAUAGUGUGCUUGUCAUAUUUGCUGCGAGUGAUACGCGACACGUCGGGAGUCUGCCAUCAUUGAAAUGCGUAAAAACGACCCUUUAACCGAGUCAGCUAUGCGUCUUAUUUUGACAUAUUAGCGUGUGAAUGCGUUGGGCUGUGAAGACGUUAGUGCGCAAAUCCCCGGAUGUUUUUAUUGGUGGUUUUUGUCGCCGCUGCGUGACGGUCUCUGUCCGUGUGUGUUCAGAACCCAGAUCGGUUCCAUACCAUCUCUCAACACUACGGCAGCCUGCGUGCCUCAGAGCUAAAACAAUAACGUGAUAACGGGACACUGUAGCGGGCUGGGGACUGGAUCGGUGUUGCCGCGAUGCACCAGACAGAACAGGCCACCUUGCACUCUACCGUCUGAAGAAAAGGACCAUAGAGGAGCGGAAUCCCUCACUAUAUAAAAUACGUCAUUUUAUCAAACGGUUUCGACCUCAGCAAAUCGACACAGAUUGGGAUUAUUCGAGCAUAUUAAAACAGAGAGAGGAUCAAUGAUUAUUUCCUCAAGGCUCCUUCUUAUCCUCCUUCAACCCUGCAGCACAAGACAGGCAAGAAGAAGACGUGUGGAGGCAGAGAAUGCUGCAAUCUACUGACUGGAAGAUGGGACUCUGACCCCUUCAAGAUCACCUGACCUGAUUGGACCAACCGGAUGUUCAACGCGCCAACCGACGUCUCUGACAGGGCAAAACCAGGAAUUAAAACAUCUUGAUCCUCUAGAGGGACCUUUUUAAAGUCAACUCUCUCCCCCCCACUUCCUUCUGGUGGGGGGGAGGGCAUAGCAGUGAGCCUAUCACAGCUCAGGACUGGUCCUUCAUUAACCAAAGCCUAUCACAGCUCAGGACUGGUCCCUUCGCUAGCCAGUUAGCCUAUCAACAGUGAGGUUACUGAGACCAGGACCAGACCAGCAGCAUGGAGGCUAGUCAGCGCCAUGGCCAGGGCAGCCCAGAGAGCCCUAACCGAGCGGUGGAGUAUCUCCUGGAGCUCAACAACAUUAUAGAGAGCCAGCAGAAGCUCCUGGAGACCCAGAAACACCGUAUCGAUGAGCUGGAGGUUCAAUUAGACCGGCUGGCCCAGGAGAAUAAAGACCUACGCCUCGACCGCCAGCGACCUUUACCCCCUGAACCGCCACCCUGCCCCCCGCCACCACCUGCCACCAAAACAUCCAUACCCUCUGUACCAGUCCGCCCUGUUCAGACCCAGUCUUAUAAUCAUACCAGUACCAACACUACAGCCAUCCAGACACCCACCCCCACAGCCCUUCCAACCCCACCCCCGGUGCCUGUACGGGAUCAACGCAAACCUCAAACCCCCAGUACCAACACUACAGCCAUACAGACACCGACCCCCACAGCCCUUCCAACCCCACCCCCGGUGCCUGUACGGGAUCAACGCAAACCUCAAACCCCCAAGACCCCACGCCGUACCCCCCACACGCCACAAACCCCCAAACGAACCCCAGUCACCACCCAGACCCCACGCACUCCGCAGACCCCCAAACGAACCCCAGUCACCACCCAGACCCCACGCACGCCCCAAACCCCCAAACGAACCCCAGUCACCACCCAGACCCCCCGCACUCCGCAGACACCCAAACGGACCCCCCACACACGGCUGACGCGAACCAUCUCGACCGGAACAGGCACCAGCUUCGUGGAGAUGGAGAAGGAGAGACUGGAGAGGAUGGAGGAAGAGAGGACAGAGAGGACAGAGAGACUUCACAGCUCCACCUUGGGAAACCCCACCAACCACAGACAGUCAGACGGACACUUCAACGAAGACAGGUCACCACCUUAUUCCGCUUGUUGUGCUACUCCUUCUCGUUCCAAUCCACCUACCACCACCACCGUCACUACUCCUGUUCCUAGUUCUACCUCCUCCCUCCACAGCAGUCUGACAGCUAACAGUCAGUCCAGCUCCACCCUCCACCAGUACUGUUGUCCUGCCCGGCUGCUCCUGCCCAAGCCGCAUUGCGCCCUCUCCUCGCCCAGGCACUCGGACCAGGCAAGAGAUGAUGAAGACGAUGACAUCGCCCAUCAGUUCUGUUGCCCCGCCUCCGAGUGCAGUAGCCCAUCCUCUAGUAUCCGAAGAGGAUUCACCUACAGCCACCAGCCAGGUCAACUAAUGAUGAAGAGAUGAUGAAGGAAAAGAAGAAAAAAAUAAAAAAUAAUCUUUCAGAUGUUUUUCUCUCACACACAUAUAUCUAUAUAUAUAUCGAUGUAUCUAUGUCCUUUCUACUGUCCUCUAGUGUCUUUAUCAGGUUUCUCUUUACUCCUUUACAUCUCCUUGUCUUUUAUCUGCUUGUGAAUCUUCCUCUUUCCUUCUCUUGUUCAGUGAGAGAGCACAUGGUGCCCCAUGACAUUUUACAACUCUUAUCUUAACCAUACCAAGGAGAAGAGAGGACCACAAAUCUUCCUAAUUAGAAAAACACUUAGUUUCCAACUCCUCAAACAUUUAAAUAUUCAAAUGUUUUGGGAACAGAAGAGUUCUGCUUUAUGAGUAAAAUAUUUGAAAACUUUAAAAAAAUGGUUUAAGUUAAAACAUAUUUCAGUUUGAGUUCCUUUAUCAACAACAAUAAUAAUAUGGAAAUGGAAAAGUCUUCUACUAGUUUGCAGCAUAGACACAAUAAAACAUUAGGUCUGUUAUAUAUUAGGUCUGACCCAGACCCAGUUAUACAUUAGGUCUGCCCCAGACCCAGUUAUAUAUUAGGUCUG